AUGCCAGUUUACGAGGUUGAGGUUGACACGCUGCUGUUCGACAUGGAUGGUACUCUUAUCAGCUCUACGGCUGCCCUGAGCGCCGUCUGGGUUGAGUUCGCUCAGCAGUACGGCAUGGACCUGGACGAUCUCUUGCACAACUCGCACGGUAAGCGUACCGUGGAGAACCUGCAGGAGCGUCUUCCUCACCUCUCGCCGGAAGAGGCCCAGUCUGAGGCUGUUCGCUUCGAGGACCGCAUCACUGUGAUCUCGGACGAGAACCGCAAGAAGGCCACCUCGGAGCCGACCGCUGCGAACCCGCAGGGCACCAUUGUCGGUCUCCCGGGUGUGAAGGAGCUUCUGUCUCAGAUCAACGAGGGCUCGAAGGCGCAGCCUGGCCGUCGUCCUGGUUGGGCGAUUGUCACCAGCGCUACGGGCGACUACGCCCGCAAGGCCUUCUUGUCGACCAAGUCGUCGGAUGCCCCGGAGGUCUUCGUUUCGGCGGACGAUGUUACGGCUGGCAAGCCUGACCCGCAGCCUUACAAGAAGGGUGCGGACCUGAGCAAGGUGGACAUCACCAAGUGCAUUGUCGUUGAGGACGCCCCGGCUGGUGUGCUUAGCGGUAAGCGCGCUGGUGCUCGUGUGCUCGGUCUCAAGACGACCCACGAUGCCAAGCGCCUCUGGUUGCAGGGUGCUGACUUUGUUGUCGAUGACCUCAGCAAGGUCAGUGCUCGCUGGGAGGGCGACAAGAUUAUCCUCACGAUUGACUCGGAGGAGCGCCCGUCUCUGGAGUAA
Malassezia pachydermatis is the source of this 774-nucleotide messenger RNA. Its product is annotated as hor2-dl-glycerol phosphatase. Gene Ontology annotation, molecular function: sugar-phosphatase activity; beta-phosphoglucomutase activity. The transcript is spliced from 2 exons. The record is from RefSeq and is a predicted model, not a curated record. NCBI's taxonomy places the organism in Eukaryota, Fungi, Basidiomycota, Malasseziomycetes, Malasseziales, Malasseziaceae. The coding region runs from base 1 to 774 and encodes 257 amino acids.